Phaedon cochleariae (mustard beetle) is the source of this 7458-nucleotide messenger RNA. The record is from the annotation of a GenBank genome assembly. NCBI's taxonomy places the organism in Eukaryota, Metazoa, Arthropoda, Insecta, Coleoptera, Chrysomelidae.
AUGAAACGAAAAAGGAAAAACGCCUGCCCAUCUCCUCUACUUGACGACAGCCCAAAAAGAACAAAAGUUCAUGCACAGCGUAAGUUUGCACAAGGUUCAAACGUUAAUAGUCCAGUCAUAACCCCCAUUCGAGAGCUGGAGUCUGAAUCCCCCAGAAGUGACAUGUUACCAGAGCCAGUAGAACUACUCCCCAUAAAAAGACCCAACACUGAAGACUUCCUGACCUUCCUGUGCUUCAGAGGUACACCUAUCCUUCCUCCUAGCUUAAAUUUCUUCAACACAGCUUCUAUUGUUGAUACCAAUGGUCAAGUCCAUGAAAUAAAAAGUGAAUCUUCACAAAAAAAUGGACCUAUAGACAUCACAAAGUGUGGAUCUUCUUCUGAUAAACCCUUCAUUGCAUUUGGGGUGCGUAAAAGAGCUGAUCCUAUAGUCAUAAGUAGACAGAUGGAUAGAAAAAGGAGGCAUGCUCUAGCAAUACAAGCUCUGAGGAGGAAAUAUCAGGAGCAAAAGAUGGCCAAAAUCAGGGCUCUCACCAUCAGCAAGCUAUCUGAAAAAGUCACUAAUAGAACACUGGUGAAGACAAACACUGUGUCCAAGACAGAAACUGUGACCAAAAAGACGAAUUCCUUGCAAAAGACCAAAGUAGUGGCUACAAAACAUGUUAAGGUCACUACACAGACUCUCAAAACUACUAUGAGGCCAAAGAUCAAUCAGAAAAUGUGCUUGCGUAGUUUUAGAGGUAGGAUUGUGCAAAAAGAGCUGCCUUUUAUUAAACGUGUUGGGGGAGUUAAGAAUGUUGUUAGGAAGACAGUGGAUCAGAAGAGUCAGCCAAGAAAAAGUAGAGAAAAGAUUUCUGGAGUUGGGGAUGAGGCAGGUCAACCUAGGCAGCAGACAAGUUCAAAAAAUUUGAAAAAAGAACCAACAGUAGGCACCAGUUCUCGCAUUACAAGAUCUGGUCAAAUAGACAACAAAGCAGACAUCAGAAGAAAGCAGAUCAGAAAACGCAUUCUCAGGCUGACGACUGUCAAGAAAACGGUAGUUUCCCAAAGAAAAAGCAGAUCAAUCGAAGCAAAAAAAAGACUUAGAACGAUACGAAAACAUACCGUUCAGGAGAAUAAUCCUCCUAAAGCGGAAAAAAAAGAAACGGGCAAAACCUUGGAAGAGAAAAUGAAUGCUAAAAAAUUAUUCAUCGAUGCUAGGAAAUUAAUGAAGGCAGCGGAUAAGAAAGACCCAGACAAAAAAACCGUCAACAAACCUAAUAGCAAAAAAGAGACUGAAAAAACAAUUGAUUUCAAGAAAGUGACGGAUUACAAAAAAGAAUCCAAAGAAUUCUAUGGAAAGGAUAAGAAGCAAGUAAAUAAGAGAGUGGACAUAAAAAAAGAAAUCAGUAAAUCUACUGAUAUCAAGAAAGAUCCUAAAAAAACUGUUGAGACUAAGAAAAGCGUCAGGAUUUCCAAUAUAAUCCAGAGAAAAGAAACAAAAAAUGCAAAAGAAGAUGAUCAAAGCACUAGUGAAGAAUAUAAGAGGAAAAAAAGAGUGAAUGAAGAAAAAGACAAAAAUGAAGAAGUAGAAAAGAAAGCAGCAGAAAAUGAUGGUGAUGGCAAACAGAAAAAUUCUUUGAUUCCAAAGAAAACUAAAAGUCAAUCAGAAGAGAAGGCUAAAGAAUCAAACAAAAAUGUGGUGUCAGAGAAGUCAAAAGAUUCAAAACAACCAGACAAGACUAGACAAAAAUUGAAUAAAAUUGAAAAUACUGAAGAAGCAAAAGAAAUAGCUGAAACAAUUCAGAAUUCACAGCCAGAAGAUGACCGUGAAAACAUUUCUCAAUCAGAGAAAAAGUCUGUUUUGGAGAAGAAAAAUGCCAGAGUAGAAAAAACUGAAGGAGCAGAUGACACUAUUAAGCCAGUUAUCAGGAAAAUCAAAAAGUUGCAAGUAGAAAUUCAAAAGUCUGAGUCAGAAGAUGUUCUUGAAAAUAAAACCAAAUUGACGAAAAAAACAGUUAUAGGUAAAAAUAAUGUUAAAAACAAAACCAAACCAGUUUCCAAAAAGAUACAUGAUUUUGGAGAAAUGGUAGAGGAAAAAAAUAAUGUUGACUCUGAAGAUGGGAUUGAAAUCAAACCAGUACUUGAGAAAAAAACAGCUUUGGAGAAGAAGGAAGUCAGUGAAAAACUUGGGGCAGAUUUCAAAUUGAUAAAUGAAGAGCCAGUUCCUGGAAAAAUCAAGAAUUUGAAAGAAAUGGUCGAGGCAAUUUUCAAGACCAAUGAUUCAAAUGAAAUUAUUGGAAUGACAAAUAAAACAGCUAUAGAAGAAGCAAAAAGUAAGGAUUCCAAAGUUGAUCGUCAAAAAAUUUACAAAAUAUCAAAAAAAUCUCAGGAAAUGGCAACAGAGUAUGCAGAUAUGAAUAAGAAAGAGUCAUAUCUUGGAAAGGAAGAAGUACCAUCCGUUUGUAAGACUCAAGACUUGAAAACCCCUGAUACUGAUUCAAACUUAAUAUUUCCAAAUCCUGAAGGACUUCAAAUUCAAUCUACAAACAUAAAAGAAAUUGUCAAAACAGGACUUCAAAAAAAAACCGAACUGUCCAUUGAUGACAAUCAAAAGAAGCCCGAGAUAGUAGAAAACAAGAAAGAUAAAGCAACUAAAAAAUCUCCCAAAGAAAAGGGCGGGAACGAGAUCAAAGUCUUAGCUAAAGUAUGCAACAAAAAAAGAGCUAGAACUAAGUCAUUCAGAAAGGAAUCUACUGAGGAAAUAGAAGAACUGAACAACAUUACUGAUAAAAUGAGAAAGUUGGAUACCAAAACUACUGAACCCUCCACAGAAAAUGACAUUUUGGAAGUUGGGAAACUUGAAAAUAUCGAAAACCAACUCAAGACUUCCGAAAAUAAAUAUAAACAAAACAAAUUAGAUGAUAUGAUUAUGAUAUCUAAGGAUACAGGUGAGGUCCAAAAUGUUGAGGAUAAACCACCUCUUGAUGGAACAAUCAAAACACAAGAUAAAGUAGACAGUCAAAAUAUAAUUGUGAAAAUUAGUGGUAGUGAUACAGAUAAAAAACUCGUAGUAACAAAAAUAGAGAGAGAAAAACAAGAAAUCAAAAUAUCUGAGACAGAAAAAGAAACAAGAGAUCAGGAACUGGAGACAAUGAAUGAAACUGGAGUACAAAACACUAAAAAGCAACUUCUUCUAAAAUCAGAGGAUCCAUCGAGGAAGUCUUCUGGUAAUAGAACCAGCACCACAGAAAAGACAGCUGAAAAAGACACAAAACUAGAUCAGAAACUUGAAAAAAUAAAUAUACCUGUAAAUAUCCAAGAGCAAAAUGUUGAUCAGUCCAAACCACUGAAACAAUUCAGUGAGGCAGGAACCAAAAACAUCAAAAACCAAAUUGAAAUAGAGAUUGAAGCUGAUCAGCCACUGGAAACACCUCAAGACAGUAGAGCAAUCGCAGAAGUUCCUAGAAAUGUGAAGAAUGUGCCUGAAAAUUCGCUAAAGGACACAGACGUUUCUAUUAAACCGCUCAUCAUUUCUAAAAAUGAAAAGAAUGUGUCUGAAAAUUCGCAAAAGGACACAGACGUUUCUAUUAAACAGCUCAUCUUGACCAAGUUGAAAAAGGCAGUUCCAAGAAGAGACGAACCGACCCUUAAAAAGGAACAAGAAGUCGAUAAAAUGAAGCUGAUAUCCGAUAAAGAAGAACAGUCAAUGCCAAAAAUGACUCAAAGACCUAGCAGGAAAACUAAAGAAGCUGCUGCCAUCUACAUGGAAAUCUUGAGCCACAAAUUAGUCCAAGAAAGUCGCAUCGACGAUGACAACAUCUCAAUAGACAGUUUCCCCGAGCUGCCAAAUGUCAAAAAAACCGAACAACGCGAAAACGAGCUGAAGAAAGCUCAAACCAAAACUACUAAGGAUAAAACCGAUGACAAACCACCUCCACACGAAAUGAUAAACAUUGAAGACAUACCUGAUGACAUAAAACUGAACGAACUCAAACACAGACUUCAAAGUGCUGUGAUGACUCCUAAAAAACAAGCUGCUACAAAGAGCAAACCUUCUCCUAGUAAAACCAAAGUUCAAGACCAGGACUUCUCAGAUUCCGAUGAAAUCGACAUCAAAACGCUGAUAUCCAGAAUGUCGGAGGACAAAAUCGAAGAACCCGACAAAGAUACAAAACCGAAAGAAGAAAAAGUACUUCCCAAACGACAAUCGAGAAAUAUCCCACAAACGUACAGAACCGAAGACAGCUACGGCUCAGACGAAUCUUUCUACGUGGAAGUCAAAGUCCCCAGACAGAAAAAAUUCACCAGAAGCAAAACCACCAGCAAACCGACAAAAACCGUCUCUACAGACUUAGCCCAGGAAAAACCUGCCAGCCCCAAAGUAAAGUAUAGCUCUAGCGAUUCAGAUGAAUCCUCCACAUCUGACAUCAACCUCCAAGUCUUAGCCAACAAAGCCAAGAGCAAGAAGUUCUCGAAAACCAAGUCCGUGAAAAAAGUCGAGCUGGACUUCAGUGACUCAGACGAAGAACCCUUGUCAAAAUUAACUGGAAGUCAAAAGUCCACGAUACCGAACCUAGAAAAACGCAAAGAGGAACUCCCCAAGACCACGAGUCUAGCGAGAAAAGCUUCCCCAAAGCCUCAUGAAGAGGCUAAACCAGAGGCGAAGCCGAAAAGGGAGUGCGCGAAGAUCCCACAAAACUACCUACCGAUGUUCUCCAGUUCGGACGAAGAAGACAUCUUCCAUGGUUUCGACGAAAAAACCGAGAAAAGCAAACCUUUGGACCCUUCUUGCAGCCACACGCCUCCACUUCUAGACCUCCUGAACAAAGAUCUGAGCAGGAGAUUCGGGAAGGAGAAGGUGAACAUGUCGAACGAGCAAAUAGAGAAAUGGCUGAAAGAUUCAGCUUUAGCGGGCAGCAGCAUCAAGAAAGAAGACGACGAUAUGCUCAAGUUCGGCGAAAAGGUCACCAACGAGGCUAAGACGGAAAAACCUGCCGUCAAGCUUACCUUGGCAGAUACCAAACUCGAGGCUACUCCUGUCAAAUCUGACAGCUCGAAGGCUGGUGACGUCAGCAAGCCGCUGAUCGACAGGAAACUGAUUUUCCGCAAGAACAAGAAAGAGUCGGCUCCCAAUAUCAAUGCGUUCUCACCGGAAAAUGAGAGUAGCGUUUAUGCUUUCGGAGAAGAGAACGAAGAUGUUAUUAGUACACCGUUUAGGAGGCCUUCUAGAAGGCCUUCCAGUACUGCCACCUCCAGGUCUGAGGAUGAGUCUUCCAAGUUUGAAGAAACGUUGAAAAUUGGGCAAUUUAGGAAACCCAGUUUGAAGCAAGAACCCUUAAAGAGCAGCAAAGACGAACCAGAUCUAGAAACGGAAGAGAACACUUUCUACAUUCCCCAAAAACCUUCCAAACACUGCCUCUCCAAAUUCCACAACAAAACUUUACUGAAACUCUCGAAGAGUAACGAGAGACUAUCGGAAUCCGACGACUUCAAAUAUAAAAUACCUAGCUCUCCUAGCGCUAGCUCAUCUUCUAGCACCAAAUUGUACAAGAAGAAACAAAAAUCCAAGCUGCCGGAAACCAUCUCCCCCGUAUACAUCUCGGACUUCCCUAAGAAAACUGAUGCGGCCAAACUGGUCGAAGCUCCGAUCUUUCAUCCCACUGAACAGGAGUUCCAGGACCCUCUCGAGUACAUCGAGCGCAUUCGGCACAAGGCGGAACAGUUCGGCCUUUGUCGGAUAGUGCCUCCGAGCACGUUCAAGCCCGAGUGCAAGGUGGCCGACGAUAUGCGCUUUACCGCGUACAACCAGUACGUGCACAAGAUGCUGCACCGAUGGGGGCCCAACUUCAAGGAGCUGAUGGCCAUCAAGAAGUACUUGGAGACGCAGAAUAUUAGUUUAGUGCAUCCACCAUGGAUCGGAGGCAUGGAAAUAGACUUGCCGAAGCUGUACCAAACCGUCCAGACUUUGGGAGGGCUCAAGGAAGUGAUAGAGAAGAAGAAAUGGCCGAGAGUAUCGGAACUGAUGAAAAUACCGAAGUCCGCACAAGAUCGCGUCACCAAACUCGAUGACAUCUAUUGCAAAUAUUUAUUACCCUAUGACACAUUAUCUAUAGCCGAGCGGGAAAAGCUUUUUGACGAAGUGGAAGCCGAAUGGGCGAAACGGGAAUCAAAAAACUUGCUGAAGCAACAGCAAAAACCUCCGGAAGAUUCCAACGGCGAAACUAACGACAACGACUCGGAUUUCGAGGAUGACGCUGAUGAGUGCAUCACCAAAGGUCGAAACAUCGCUCUGAGCGCCUUCUACAGGAUAGCCAGGAACACCAUGAGCAUGUAUUUCAAAACGAACGAACCGUCUGCCCAAGAAGUGGAGCAAGAAUAUUGGAAAUACGUGACAAUGAGAGAGAAUCAUAUUUGCGUCAAUUCCGGUUCGAUAGAUUCCGGUAAUUGGGGUUAUGGUUUCGCAGUUUCCAAAAACAGCCCGUUCGCGAGGCACCCAUGGAAUCUCAAAGUGCUGACCAAUAACAGUGGGUCUCUGUUGAGGUCUAUUGCACCUCUUAUGGCCGUCACAGUACCGACUUUGCACUUCGGCAUGGCGUUCAGCGCGGGCUGCUGGUACCGCGAGCCGCACGGCCUGCCCUGGAUCGAGUACCUGCACACGGGCGGCGCGAAGGUGUGGUACGGCGUGCCCGAGUCGGCGGGCAACGCCUUCAGGGCGGCCCUUGGGCGAGUGGCGCCGAGGCUGUGCCGCCCCGAGGAGCCGUGGCUGCCCUCCGACACGGUGAUGGUGCCGCCCAAGGUGCUGGUGGAGAACGGGGUGUCGCUGUGCAGGACGGUACAAGAACCCGGCCAGUUCGUCAUCGUCUUCCCCAAAUCGUUCACCUCCUGCCUCAGCACCGGCUACACCGUCUCCGAGAGCGUCUACUUCGCGCCCGCCCACUGGCUCAAGACCGCCCGCGCCCUCUUUCAAGCCCUGCGCACCGCCCGCGAGCCCUCCAUGUUCGCCCUCGACCGCCUCCUCAUCAGUGCGGCCAACGACCCGCGCAGCACCGUCGAGAUCCUGCGCCAGGUGGCGCCACACGUCCAGGAAGUGUGCGAGAGAGAGCGGGCGGGCAGAGAGCGGUUGGGCGGCCUUGGGCGGAUCGCGCGGGAGCGGCUGCCGCUGCCCGAGGUCGGAAAGGGUGGCAAGCGGAAGGUGCGGGCAGGGGAAGAGGGGGAUUACGAGUGCGACGUGUGCAGAAUGAGUCUCUUCGUGUCGAUGAUUUUUGAUACCGUCGAAGGAACAAACUACUGUCUGGACCACGGCAUAGAAAUGCUGGAAGCCAAAAGAUCCCAGCUGCCCAACUGCAAGUUUAUGUUCACCUACGACGACGACGAACUAGCCGGGCUGCCCGAUAGAAUAAAAACGGCCAUCGAGAACAAAGGGCAAAAGAAGGUGCCGAACAAGUACGCGGGCUUGCCUACAAUGCUCACCAAGUGA